AUCCGUCACUAUGCCAGAGCCCUCCCGUUCAGCGCCGGCGCCCAAAAAGGGCUCCAAAAAGGCUAUUAGCAAGGCGCAGAAGAAGGACGGCAAGAAACGUAAGCGCGGCCGCAAGGAGAGCUACUCCAUCUACGUGUACAAGGUGCUGAAGCAGGUCCACCCCGACACCGGCAUCUCGUCCAAGGCCAUGGGCAUCAUGAACUCGUUCGUCAACGACAUCUUCGAGCGCAUCGCCAGCGAGGCCUCCCGCCUGGCGCACUACAACAAGCGCUCGACCAUCACGUCCCGCGAGGUGCAGACGGCCGUGCGCCUGCUGCUGCCCGGCGAGCUGGCCAAGCACGCGGUGUCCGAGGGCACCAAGGCCGUCACCAAGUACACCAGCUCCAAGUGAGGCGCGCCGCGCGCCCCGGAACCCAAAGGCUCUUUUCAGAGCCACCUCCCUGUUCAGAAAGGAGCGUCCCACGUAGUCUGGCUGUGACGGGCUGAUGGGUGGGUGCUGUGGGGGAGACGGGCGUGCGUGACGGGGACGCGAGGCCCGCGAUCAAGCUAAGCGGUUUACCCAGCGGCGUACGACCCGCGAGGCCCGCGGGGUGAGCCUCGGCCCGGCCGGAAGCCGGACAAGGCGCGGGCCCGGCGCUUGCGGGCGUGCGCCACACGGGGCCUGCGGGUCUGCGCGGGGCGAGCGCCGUGCGGGUGCCGGCGCGCCCUCUCCAGGAAGGCCUCGUGCCGCCUCCCCCUUAUCGUGUCCCCUCGUGGGUCGGGACGCGUGUGUGGCCGUGGUGCUCGGGGAGGCCCCGGUGUUGGCGCGCAGCCCCCUAGGGCGUCCUCCUCGCCUUUGCCACAGGGCGGCCGCGGGAGCUUCCUGCGAGAAGCGUUUUAGCAGCAUUGAGUCUAAGCAGCCCCUCGUGGGCAGUACGCGUUCCUGCUUGAAAAAUCAAGACGGCCACCGCGCAGACACCGGUCUCCUCCCUCAUUCUCAGCUACAAUCUCUCAGAUCAGAAGAUUGUGAUGUUUUACCCGGAAACUAUAUACUUUCUAAGCUCACUUUUAGUCAAUGGGGGCCGGCCCUGUGGCAGAGCAGCGAAGUUCACGUGCUCUGCUUCGGCGGCCUGGGGUUUCCUUGGUUCGGAUCCUGGGUGCCGUCGCGGCAGGCUCAUCAGGCCGGGCCGAGGUGACGCUCCG
Molecule: messenger RNA, 1182 nt
Organism: Equus quagga
Lineage: Eukaryota; Metazoa; Chordata; Mammalia; Perissodactyla; Equidae
Product: H2B.U histone 2
Exons: 1
Coding region: 11-391 (126 amino acids)
Cellular component (GO): nucleosome
Molecular function (GO): structural constituent of chromatin; DNA binding; protein heterodimerization activity
Source: RefSeq, a predicted model, not a curated record